UGCAAGUGGUAGUCACCGGAAGCGGUGGGAAAACAAUUACCAAACCCUUGUCUGGAAUUUUGAUAGGAAAUUCAAAUUACAGUUAAUAUUACUGAAAUUGGUGUACUGGACUAGCUGUCCUCCUCCAAUUUUCAAUUUGAUAUAUACUCUGUUUUUCUGGUAAAUCAAUUGAUAUAAUACUCUGUUUCUUACUUUUAUUGACUUUAAAAACACAAGAGAGAGAGAGAGACGAGUCGUCGUGCGUUUUGGUGGUGGGAUCCAAAUGGAGGGACAUUCGGAUAGCAGUCCGAAAUCACCGCUUUUGGCGAGCGGAUCUCCGAAGCUGAGUGGAAGCGGUCGGCGAAGUCGGCGGCUCAGCCGCAGGUACUCAGUCAACUCCCUCAGGAGGGAUUUCGCUUCUCGGCUUCCUGAUAAGGUUCGUCAUCAUCUUGAUGUUGAGUCUCCCUACGAUAUCGAUCUUGCUCGAGUCACUGGCUUAACUGAAGGAGAAAAGGAAUACUAUGAGAGACAACUUGCAACUCUGAAAUCUUUCGAGGAAGUCGACUGGAUUGUGCAAUCGGAGGGUGUGGAUGAGGAAGAUCUUGAAGAACAAAAACAACAUGAAAGAGCUAUGAAGAUCUCUAACUAUGCAAACAUAAUUCUCUUGGCGUUUAAGAUAUAUGCUACUAUAAAGAGUGGAUCGCUAGCCAUUGCUGCAUCGACAUUAGAUUCUUUGCUUGACCUAAUGGCUGGUGGGAUACUAUGGUUUACUCAUUUGUCCAUGAAAAAUGUAAAUAUCUACAAAUACCCAAUUGGAAAAUUGAGGGUUCAGCCUGUUGGUAUAAUCAUCUUUGCUGCUGUCAUGGCUACACUAGGUUUUCAGGUUUUCAUUCAAGCUGUAGAACAAUUGAUUAAAGAUGAACCUUCAGAAAAGAUGUCCUCCGAUCAGUUGGUCUGGUUGUACACUAUUAUGUUAUCUGCUACUGUGGUAAAACUUGCACUGUGGAUUUAUUGUAGAAGCUCAGGAAACACGAUUGUGCGUGCCUACGCAAAGGAUCACUACUUUGAUGUGGUAACUAAUGUAGUGGGAUUACUUGCUGCUGUACUUGCUGAUAAAUUCUACUGGUGGAUUGAUCCGGUUGGUGCUAUUGUCCUUGCUUUAUAUACAAUAACAAAUUGGUCAGGUACCGUCAUGGAGAAUGCAGUUUCACUCGUGGGACAGUCUGCUCCUCCUGAAUUCCUACAAAAACUGACUUAUCUUGGCAUAAGGCACCCUCAAGUGAAGCGUAUGGCACAUGUUAUUGGAGAGACCCUGCAAAUAAAGAUUGAGAAACUACCAGAAGUUGAGCGGGCAUUUGUUCAUAUCGACUUCGAAUGUGAGCACAAACCUGAGCAUUCUGUGCUUCAAAGGUUGCCAAACAGUCAUGAUUAACAACAGUAUAAAGCAGUAUAGAGUGAACUAGUUUUUGUUAUAGAAAUAUUAUAAGGUGAUAUAUCCAAUAAUCUGUUUAUUUC
Molecule: messenger RNA, 1494 nt
Organism: Ziziphus jujuba (common jujube)
Lineage: Eukaryota; Viridiplantae; Streptophyta; Magnoliopsida; Rosales; Rhamnaceae
Product: metal tolerance protein 4
Biological process (GO): monoatomic cation transport; transmembrane transport
Cellular component (GO): membrane
Molecular function (GO): manganese ion transmembrane transporter activity
Source: RefSeq, a predicted model, not a curated record